UAGAGCUAUAUCAAUCAACAACUCAAGCUAUUGUAUUUAAUUGAAAAGUGGGCGAGGGAGAAAAAAAAAAGAGAAAUUCUGUGCGCGAUGUUAACCUCAACGCAGACCCUGGAUCGGCGAUAGACAUUUAAAUUACUUAUUUAAUUGGCCAAAGGUGGAGACGCCUGAUCCUAUUGAUGCAGGUGAAGACUGGCUUGGGCUCAAUCGGCGAAUAAACUUGCGCAUUGCUUUGCGUUGAACGCUGGACACUUCCUGGUUGGUUUGUCACCCCUCUGUUUUCUGGAGCUCUCAAGGCGGGUGAUCGAGCAGUAACGAUUGAUAGUCCCGCAUAACCCGUAACACCAGCGGUGAUUUCCCUAUAAAUAAACUACUUAAUCGAUCGAAACCUAGUCACUUCACAGCAAGAACAAGCGUGCCUCGUCCUCUAAGUAGGAGAGGCAGAGGGAGGGUGUGCAGCCAACUAGUAUCGGUCUGUAGCGUCUUUACCUUUUAAGACACAAGGUUGCGGGUUUUUUCCCUCCCACGAUUGUUUGACAUUCAGAAAGGACUUUCAAUCGAUUGUUCGGUCAGGUGAGGAAAGAGAGCAUGAGGGUGGGGUUGUGGUGGUAGGAUGAAGAGUCCGGGCCAUCGCAGCAGGGACAUCGAGAGGCAAGCAGGCUACCUGAGGCCCGAGCACUGCUCUCCUCCCCCCCUGCGGUCCCGCUCCAACGCCAUGUGGUUCAUCCGCGACGGCUGCGGCAUGGUGUGUGGCAUCAUCACCUGGAUGCUCGUCUUCUACGCCGAGUUCGUGGUGGUGUUUGUCAUGCUGCUUCCUGCCAAGAGCGUGCUGUACAGCCUGUUCAACGGGGCGCUGUUCAACACCCUGGCGUUCCUCGCCCUCGCCUCUCACGCCCGGGCCAUGUGCACCGACCCGGGGGCCGUUCCUAAGGGCAACGCCACCAAGGAGUUUAUUGAGAGUCUUCAGCUGAAGCCGGGUCAGGUGGUUUACAAGUGUCCAAAGUGCUGCAGCAUCAAACCUGACCGAGCCCAUCACUGCAGUGUAUGUAAACGCUGCAUUAAGAAGAUGGACCACCACUGCCCCUGGGUGAACAACUGCGUUGGGGAAAGCAACCAGAAAUACUUUGUACUUUUCACUAUGUACAUUGCGCUGAUAUCCCUCCACUCUCUCGUCAUGGUUGCCUUGCAUUUCAUCUUCUGCUUCGAGGAAGACUGGACGAAGUGCAGCUCCUUCUCUCCUCCGGCGACCGUAAUCCUCCUCAUCCUCCUGUGCUUUGAGGGCCUCCUCUUCCUCAUCUUCACCUCCGUCAUGUUCGGAACUCAGGUCCACUCCAUCUGCACCGACGAGACGGGCAUUGAGCAGCUGAAGAAGGAGGAGAGGAAAUGGGCUAAAAAGACCAAGUGGAUGAAUCUGAAGGUGGUGUUUGGUCAUCCCUUCUCUAUAGCGUGGCUCAGCCCCUUCGCUACCCCGGACCACGGGAAGUCGGACCCAUCGCAGUACAUCGUCUGAGGUUCGGAAGCUAAGCUCGCUGUGUGUUCUGUACAUACAGUCAGCCGCUGUUUGGGUGGCGCGGACUGAUGAUGCGUACAAGUCUUCCUGGAUUUCACCAAGCAUAAACUCUGACAACUCCAUUUUCUACUUUUUUGUGAUUUGGAUCAUUUUAAAUUUCCAGGGUGCUCUUGAUUGAACUGUCUGGUUGGCAUUUUGCUUGUUUUAAAAAAAGAAAACGUAAAAAAAAAAAAAUCUUGUCACUUUUUGUUUUGCCUUCUUCCUCUCUUUUGGCUUGAGGAUGACUCGUGAUAGCCAUGUGGAAUUAUAACUUUUUUCUGUUUACAACCAUUUUUCUCACAACGUUUCUCACGUUCAGGAGGUAUGACUGUGAAAGCACUUGCAGACAGGCCAGGAUCCUGCUCUGUGGGGACACACUAAACCUAAAGUAUUCCCUGUACAUAGUCACUUCCUGUUUCGAGGACUCUACAACACCAUCACGGGGCAGAAAUCAACGUUGUUCUCCAGUUUAAAGCAAAGCUCGGAAACAAAGUAUUUUGUCUUCCGAGGAAGCAAGCGGUACAUGAUCAGUUUUUCGUCAUGUAAAUUGUGUAACAUCUUGCUGUCAGCCUGUAGUCCGUAGUAAAUAGUAAAUGCCCAAUGUUAGAUUUGAGAAAUAGCACAGUAUUUAGCCGACACACUGCAGUUGAUUUGCUUCAGUAAAGUAGUCAGUUGGCUGUUAGUUACAGUUGGUAAAUAAAUAGUUUUGCAGCUCUGCCUUAACGCUACCAUUUGAGGUAGAAGCAUUAUCCUAUCUGAUCUGAUAGCCCGAACCCAACCAGGCCCGACCAGAACUUGUUCAGGAGUUCAGAACCCAGCCAGAAUCCAUUUAGAACCCAGCCAGAAUCCAUUUAGAACCCAGCCAGGCUUGGCCAGAACCUGUCCACAAGCCAGCUAGUCAGUAGGCCUGUCGGUUGUACCAGCCUGACAUUUGAGCUCAACAUGGUUCUAACUGUGAGCUCUGCAGCACACUGUGUGACGUGAGUCUGGCUGGUAUAUCUGUGAAUGAUCGAUAGUUGAGGCUUGCUUUUGGUUCUGUAUCAAGGGACUGGGCGGCUUGUAGAACUGACUCAGCCCAAUGAAAAAUAUGUGCAUCGAGGCCUGGAAAGGGCAAGCCAGAAGAGAAUGUCAAUGUGGGGAGCGCAACACUACAGUCGUAGGUGUCCAGGCUUCGCAGACAGGCACAGAGCUGUUAUGGCACAGAUAGGACUGAUCACGGAAGCAUUUAUGUCCGGAAGAAAACUAUUUUUUUCCGAGAGGAUGAUCCCACAGUGAACCCUGUGUGUUCACCAGCCUUACUAUGGACAGAAGGAGAGUGAUGUGUUUUUGACAAAGAAAUAGAAGGACUUCAUUCUUGUCAGCUUGAGAACAUUUAUGUUGCCAAAUUUAUGGUUUACAGAGGGAGAUCUUUUCCUAACUCAUUUCAAACCCCCCCCCCCCUCCCCGUGCAUGUCGUGAAUGGUUCGGCUCUUUUUAGGAUGGGGUGUACCAUGUUGAUUGUCAAGGGGUUCUGUGUGGCUGUCUGGAAGACUUGACUUUCUUUGAAGAAAUAACUGACUAUCAUUGCCACAGGUCUUGGAAGAAAAUGUUGAUCAUGCCGUGCUGAGCCAAGACAUGCAUGCUCCUGUGUUCUGUAUGUGUUUCGACCAAUUCUGUUGAUUUUAAAAUGAAAACAAUUGCUAUCCAUGUUCCUGAGAUGAGUGAAAGUAAAAUCAACUGUCAGGCUGCUUUUAAGAGGUAGUGUAGAUUUUUCUGUAAAACGUACUGAUCUCAAAUUGAGUUCAAGUGCCACAUAUGAAUAAAUGUCAAUUUCCAUGA
Messenger RNA from Osmerus eperlanus (European smelt), 3364 nucleotides. Its product is annotated as palmitoyltransferase ZDHHC3-like. The record is from RefSeq and is a predicted model, not a curated record. NCBI's taxonomy places the organism in Eukaryota, Metazoa, Chordata, Actinopteri, Osmeriformes, Osmeridae. Bases 611 to 1507 code for a protein of 298 amino acids. Gene Ontology annotation, molecular function: palmitoyltransferase activity. The transcript is spliced from 7 exons.